Messenger RNA from Saccostrea echinata, 2084 nucleotides. Its product is annotated as dual oxidase maturation factor 1-like. The transcript has 9 exons. The coding region runs from base 144 to 1496 and encodes 450 amino acids. The record is from RefSeq and is a predicted model, not a curated record. NCBI's taxonomy places the organism in Eukaryota, Metazoa, Mollusca, Bivalvia, Ostreida, Ostreidae. Gene Ontology annotation, biological process: protein transport. Gene Ontology annotation, cellular component: endoplasmic reticulum membrane.
AAGUGCCAAAGCGUAGAACUGUCAAGAGCUAAAAAUAUAACACAGUUUACAUUGAAUUAAAAUUAACAUACAAUGUAUAUUAUUUCGACUUUCAGAACUAUCAACGGAGAAGAGGAAUUAAAGGAACAACGUCUUGUUAAAGAAUGACUUGGUUUAGUGCUUUUCGAGGAGACUUUGGGUUUUCUUUCUAUGGACAAAAGAGAACACCGGUUACCAUUGAUAUUCAACUUGUUAGUGCUAUUUACGCAUGCGUUCUUGUUUCCGUAGCAACGAUUAUAGUGGCUCUUGGCAUUCGUGGAAAAGAAAGAUGGAUUAACCUAAUACGAGUUGUGUUUAGUCUGGGUAUUGGAACAACCAUUAUUUUGGCUUCGUUAGGUUACUGUUGGCAAUUUGGUGAGGUGCAGGUUAAAUCAACGUAUAUCUACAGAUCCGAGGAACAAUUUUCGGGAACUCUUGGCAUGUUUGUUGGCCUUCGAAGAAUCAAUAUUACAUUAUCAGGUAAUUUUAAUCAAUCAAAAGGGGAGAUAAACUACAAUGAGGCAGUGGACUUAGAGAAUGUGAGGGGUCCUAUCCAGGAAUUGCGACAUUGUUUGGGAAGGGGACUACCCAUCCCAGUUCUACAUCUCGUGGAAUACCUCAGUACUGACACUGGCGGACUGAGAUGGGGUAGAAGCUACACUGGGGCUGGAUACCUGUCCCAUAUUCUGCUAUGGACCUCGUUUUCGUUCUGGAUCCUCACAAACAUUAUGAUGGUGACUGUGGUUUUCUAUGGCGCCUUUUUACUUACCCUAACCGGGAUUACAAUGAUUCUGGCUUGCGUCACCUUCCACGUGCUGCAGCCUCGCCUUGCUUUUAGAAUAAUGGGAAGUGACGUAGACUUUGUGACUUACUAUGGUCCUUGCUUUUGGGCAGUUUUAGCUAUAGGUAUCAUUACCACAAUAAUUGGGUUUGUUAUAGUCUGUCUCGACUAUAAAGUUCCAAAAAUAGCAGCCAAAUAUAUUUUGAUAGAGAAACCUUUCGUCAAGGAAGAUGUAUAUACAAGUGUUCAUAGGAAAUCCAUAGCUAAUGUGCCACAACAGAAGUAUGAUUUACAAAAGAUGUCUUCUGAUGGAAUGAUCAACCUCGGGUUCGAUCAUAAUGAAAUGCUACAAACUCGAGAAAAUCAUUCUUCAGGCCAACAUGAUCAAAUGAAAAGAUGCAACACAACCCCAGGGAAACUCUCUCUUUCGCCAGAGCCUUCUCCUGUCCGGAGAGGUUCUUUGCCUGUUCGCAAUUCUGCCUCGUUGAAUUCGAUCAACGAGCAUGAGUCCGAAGGUUCAAACGAAAGCCCCCGACUGCAUAGGUCCCCUCCACAAUAUUGUAGAAAUGAAAUGAACAUUCAAAUGACAACCUGUCCAACAAUUGAAGAAACGGAAAGAUUGGACAGGUUGAGAGAAAUUUAUAUUGAUGUUGAUAUGCAGCAAAACUCUUUACAAAGAACAUUCAAUGCUUUAUAGCAGUAAAUUUCACAUUUGAUUGGUUGUUUGGUGCGAUUGAGAAUGCUCAUAAAUUUUGUUAGUGUUGAAGUGUAUCUGUGCGUGUAAUAUAUGAUUUUUGUAAGGUAGUAUACUUGUCAAUUUUAUGAAUCUGUCUCAGUUUGUGAUAUUAUCAUAGUAACAAGUUAUCUUGUUAAGAAUUCUAAAAGCAUUUACAUGUGAUUCCAGUUGUGCCAAAGCUGUAAUUAAUUCACCAUAAAUUCAUCAAAAAAGUAUUUAAUUGAAUUUUCUACAUGUUACGUUUCAAAACAAUACUUUUUAAUUCUUUUUCCUUCACUAUUAUCAAAUUCUACAAUUUGGGAUAAAUAAACGUCGGUAUGGUAGCAAGGUAAGUUUGAGACGCACCACAUCUGGCAUCAAUAAUUGGUCUUAAUCCAUCAUUUUUCACACUGUUUAUUUCAUUACUAGAAGCACGCACUCGAUGGCACUCCAGUCCAUUUCAAUUUAAUAUUUCAGUUUGUUUCGAUCAAAUCUAUGAUUUGCUUAUUUGUUUGAGUAAGAUAAAUUGCCCAUAAUUGAGAAAGUUGUUCAUAAAGUCAUCAAUUAUUU